AUGAUUAUAAAAGAUAACACAUUUAGGAAACAUGGUAUAGAAAUAAUAUCAUAUGAUAAUAAAGAAGUUAAAUUAAAUUCUAAAGGUUAUCAUUUAUCAAUUCAUCCAUUUUUUUUUAGAAAUAAAUUAAGUGUUCACACAUCAUCAUCAUCCACAUCAUCAACCCCAUUAUCAACAUCAACUGUAAAUUCACCAAAACCAACACCAUUUUAUGUAGAUGAUGCAGGUAUUGCAAAGCAAUUAAAUCAAUCUAUAUUUGAUAUUUUAUCAAGAUCAAGAUAUUUAUCUACAUUAAAUCACGAAAAUUUGGCUGAAUUUAUUUCAUCUGAACCUUCAAAAAAGCAUCAUGAUCAAAUAUUUUUAAUUUCAGAAGAUUAUAAUAAUUCAUUAUUAAAAGAAAUUGAAAAACAAGCAAAAAACCAAACACCAAUUCCAGAGCAUACAGUUGGUAGAUAUGCAUAUCAGAUUUUGAAAGCAUUAUCAUAUCUUCAUAGUAAAGAUUUAACACAUAGAAGUUUAUCGUUAGAAAAUAUUAAAUUAGAUUCAAAUGGACAAAUAAAAUUAACAAAUUAUGGGUUAUAUUUUUUAUCGGAUGAAGGAGAAAAUGUUUCAUUUCCAAUUGGUAAUGCAUUUUAUUUAUCACCAGAGACUAUAUUAAGGGGUGCAAAAGGAUCAUCAAAUACUAAAACAGAUAUUUGGGCAUUGGGUUGCAUAUUAUUGCAAUUAAUGUUGGGUUAUUGUAUUUGGGAAGAUAGAGAUCCAGUUGUAGUUAUAAAUAGGUUAUUAUAUUUAUCAGGUAUUUCAUCAACCGAAAAAUUUAAUUUUAAAAAAAAAUUAUUUGUCAAUAUAAACGAAAAGGAAUCAGAAUCAGAAGAAUCAGAAGAUUCAGAAGAGGAAAUAGAACAGGAAUUAAAUGAAGAAGAAGAAAAUGAUUCAUCAAGAAUUAAACUUAAUAAUAAACAAUUAAUAAAGAAAUUUUUAGAAUCACUAAAAGAAAUUAAUAAAGAAAAUUUAUUAGGCAUUGGAUUAAAUGACAUUAGUGAAGAGUUUUUAGAAGUUAUUGAACAUUGUUUAAUUGCAAAUCCAAGUGAAAGACCUGAUUCAGAGACUCUAUUAGAUCAUCCAUAUUUCAAUGAAUAUAAAAAAGAAGAUCCAUAUCAAUUAGACUAUAUCGUAAAGCCAUAUACAAAGUCAUUUCAAUUACCAGAUUCACUUGAAGGCCUUACAGUUGCAGAUCUAGAGAAAUAUAGUGCUUCAAUAUCAUUAAACUCAAAUAGUAAUAGUAGUAUUGGUGACAAUGACGUCUUUUCAGGUUCAGAAAUUUAUUAUUUAUGGAAAUUAAUGGGAGGUGAUAUUGAAAAGGAGUUAGUAAAUGGAGGUUACGCAAAACCAUCACCAUCUGUACAUAAAUUACCAUUAUUUGUACCAAUUAAAGCAUCAUUAACCGAAUCUUCAAAUAGCGUAUUAAAUUUUAAUAGUAAUAAUAAUUUGUUAUCAUUAGAACAACAACAACAAUCAUUUCAAUUACAACACAAUAAUAACCAACCCAAUAUAAUUAAAUCCAAAAACUCAACUCUAUAUACCAAUGAAUUUUGUUUGGUUGGGUUAAAGCCAUUAUUUAUAAAAAUUAUUGACUCACUUAAAAAUUAUAAAAAAGAAGCAUUCGAAGAGGAAUCUCAAAAACUUUUUGAAGCAGGUAGUGGUCAAAUACCAAAUGUUCAAUAUCAAAUACUUUUAAUUAGAGAGUUUCAUAAACUUUUGUACCAAUACCAAUAUGACGAUCCUACAUUGUCACAACCAAAGAUUUACAGAUUAGCAAAAUCAUAUAUUCCAUCAGUACUUCGUGGUGAUAUUUGGUCUGCAAUUUUAGGUGUAAAUGAAAGUGAAGCCGUGCAGCUAUACAAUUCAAUCAACUUGGAUCAAAAAGGACCAAACGAUAAGCAAUUUGAAUUAGAUAUUCCAAGAUGUCAUCAAUAUCAUCCAUUAUUAUCCUCCAAACAAGGUCAUCAGCAGUUAUUCAAGAUUUUAAAGGCAUGGUCAUUAUUAAAUGUAGAAAAGGGAUGUUAUUGGCAAGGUUUGGACAAUGUAGCAACACCAUUCUUAGUUCAUCAUUUCUUUAGUGAGGCUAUGGCAUUCGCUUCAUUAAAAGCAUUUGUAGAUAAAUAUUUAAAAAUUCUUUAUGUACCAAACAAUUUUGCAGCUCUUUCCGAAAUUAUGUUAAAUUAUCAACAAUUAAUGGCAUAUCACGACCCUGAAUUAUUAAUUCAUUUAAUUGAUAUUCAGUUAGAACCAAAUCUUUAUGCAAUUCCAUGGUUUAUUACAGUUUUCGCACAUGUAUUACCAAUUGAUAAAUUAGAAAUACUAUGGGACUCCAUUUUAUUAUGUCCUUCAUCAUUACCAAAUUUCAUUGCAGUUUCAAUGUUAACUCAAUUUAGAAAUUCAAUUUUAAAAAUGAGUUUCGAAAAUGGUAUUAAAAUGAUAUCAAUGAUACCAUCGAUCAAUGUACACCAAUGUGUCAAAGAUGCAUUACAUAUGUUUAAUAUCACACCUCUUAGUACAACAGUCAAUAAAUUUGUUUCAAAUGCUGAUCAAGAGUUAUGGUGGAUGCAAGAGGUACCAAUAGAAAAAAGAAAAUUAGAAUUAUUCCCAAGAAUUGAUAUCCACGAUUUAAUUAACGAUACCUUAAAAAUAAUUAUUGAUAUUAGACCACAAAAUAUGUUUCAACAGCUUUAUUAUCCAAAUUCAAUAAAUAUUAACCCAAAGAAUUCGAAAUUACAACAGCAAAUGGAACAGUAUAAAGGUCAACCUAUCGUAAUAAUAGCGCCAAAAGACAGUGGUGUGGAGUUUUGUAAUCAAUUAAUUCAUUGGAAUUUCCCAUAUGUUUCAAUGUUAAAUGGAGGCAUGGAUGCUUUGGAGCAUGGUGCUUUCAGUCUAUUAAAAUCCCAAACAUCAAAAUAA
Molecule: messenger RNA, 2958 nt
Organism: Dictyostelium purpureum
Lineage: Eukaryota; Evosea; Eumycetozoa; Dictyosteliales; Dictyosteliaceae
Exons: 5
Coding region: 1-2958 (985 amino acids)
Biological process (GO): protein phosphorylation
Cellular component (GO): cytoplasm
Molecular function (GO): ATP binding; protein serine/threonine kinase activity
Source: RefSeq, a predicted model, not a curated record